AUGCCCUCUCACACGCCGUUUAUUGCAGGUAAUAUACUGCAUUCUAUGAGAGAAAACUAUGCUCAAGGUGUUGAUGUGUACUAUAAAAAGGUUUCUACAAGUUACAGAAACCCACAUUAUGCAACAGUACGCAUUCUGUUGAUGGAAUGCUUGAGCAUUCUUUGGUCGAAGGAUGAAGGUCUGCGACGAGGAGCAGAAAUUGUUGAUAUGGCUUGUGGAAGCGGUGAAGCAACAGAAGUAAUCUUAGAAUGGGACACGCUUGCACGAGCUCUGGCAAAUGGUCAACCUUGUUCUCUGAAUCGUCGGCGGACGAUUGUCUGUUCAAUCGAUCCAACUACUCGCAAACCACACAUCGUCUCCACCGACCCAUUCACUGGACCUGCAUUUGAAACUCGGUUGGGCUAUCCUUGUCUGCCUCUGAGUUUUCAAGACAUCGCUGACGAAAAGCUCCCACCAGCACCUUCGAAGGAAGACGGUGCAUACGAUUUAGUUGUCUGCUCGUUUGCACUGCACUUGUUGACCGACGAUUCCAGCUUGUGGGCCACACUGUACACAUUAUCGACACAGGCCCGCUGGCUUCUUGUGCUUGCACCUCACAAGAAGCCAACAAUUAAACCUAAUUGGGGCUGGACUUCAUGGAACAUCAAAAGUUGGGAGCCUGUGGAUUACGGAAAGGAAAACGACUACGUUGUCGACCGUGUACAUGCGCGUUUGUACAAAAGCACCCAGUUUUAUUGA
Molecule: messenger RNA, 738 nt
Organism: Schizosaccharomyces japonicus yFS275
Lineage: Eukaryota; Fungi; Ascomycota; Schizosaccharomycetes; Schizosaccharomycetales; Schizosaccharomycetaceae
Product: fungal protein
Exons: 2
Coding region: 1-738 (245 amino acids)
Source: RefSeq, a predicted model, not a curated record